This is a messenger RNA of Mycotypha africana, 977 nucleotides long. RefSeq lists its product as uncharacterized. Gene Ontology annotation, cellular component: nucleolus. Bases 129 to 947 code for a protein of 272 amino acids. Gene Ontology annotation, molecular function: protein kinase inhibitor activity; protein kinase binding; double-stranded RNA binding. The transcript has 2 exons. NCBI's taxonomy places the organism in Eukaryota, Fungi, Mucoromycota, Mucoromycetes, Mucorales, Mycotyphaceae. The record is from RefSeq and is a predicted model, not a curated record. Gene Ontology annotation, biological process: negative regulation of protein kinase activity.
UUUUGGCUACAAGAGGGUAACCUCAAUCGACCUUCAUAGGGCAUUGGUUGCCAUAGAUAUGCUAUGGAUGGGAGAGCCAUCAUGCUUCUAUCGUGGUCUAUGGAGUCGUUUAUUCUACACGUGACUUGAUGACGAUCCCCUCUUUCUUUGCCGAACCAAAUCAAAAAAAAAAAAAAGGGAAAAUUGUUGUUUUCUCUGCUCGUUCUCUGUGUCCAACAGUCAUCGUAUCGAUCGUUGAAGCAAACAAAAUGGCCGAUCCCACUCCUACUUUUGCACAGUCCACUGUACAACACACAAAAGACAAUGACGAUGGGACGAGAAAGAACAAACACAACAUGACACCGUUAGAAAAACAACAAGAAAAAUUGAAUCGUUUAUUUCAAAAGAUGGACAAACCUGUCUAUAUACCUGAAAAACCCAAAGACAAGAAAUCAAUUAUUGCACCACCCAAAGACUUUGUGCGCAAUGUGUCAGGUUCUAGUGCGGGUGCCGGUAGCGGCGAUUUUCAUGUUUACAGAGCACAAAGAAGAAGAGAAUUCACUCGACAAAAGAUCUUGGAGGAACAAGAAAAGAAAGCAAAAGAAAACGCAGAAUAUGAAGCCAAAUUAAAAAGACUCAAGGAAGAAGCAGAGGAACGUACAGCGAAAAAGAGAGCCAAACGUCAAAAACGUAACAAGAAAAAGCAGGGAGGAAAGCAACAAGACAAAGAACAAGAACAGCAGCAGCAGCAACAACCACAGACGUCGUCUACAACAACAGAAGCAUCUGGUAACGACGGGGAGAAGCCUACGGUGGAGACAUCAUCAGAAACAAAAGGCGGGAGUGGAGAAAUCGCGAUAGAUAUGGAAGAGAUUGGCCAUGAAGAGCCAACAACAGAGCAUCAUUAUCCAAGUCAUCGAGUGAUCACAUCCAACUUGAAAAUACAAGAAGACGAUACAAGUUUUUGAUGAUUCAUUGAAUUAUUAAAAAAUAAAAGA